Molecule: messenger RNA, 1455 nt
Organism: Cylindrotheca closterium
Lineage: Eukaryota; Bacillariophyta; Bacillariophyceae; Bacillariales; Bacillariaceae
Source: the annotation of a GenBank genome assembly
AUGAUGCAAAAUAAGGAUUCAACAGAAGAUAAAUCAAUAACGAAGAAUCCAAUUUUCGGAGAAGAACUAAGAGCCAGUGGAGAAGGCAAUCUAUCACCAACGGGCCCGUCUUCUCCGGUCCAACCGCACAAUAAUGCUGACAGUCCUGGGGACUCUACAAAGGUCACACCGUCCGAGGCCACCGCACAUGUGACAUUGUCAAAUUUCAAAGAAACUGACGAUGCUCGAAUGGGCUGGAAGGCAUACGUAAAAUUUUCUAUCUUGGUGCUCAUCCUUCUUUCGAUUGUUGCAGUUGGUUACAUAUUAGCAAUGCCUUACUUGAAACCUGAUGCAAAUACCAAGCCGGCUCUGUCAAUCAACAAUGGCGCUGGUGAAGGAGUAUCAACAACAACAGCAACAACAACAACAACAGCUCCUUCCUUGUAUCCGACCAUCACGCCAAGCGCCAAUCCGUCUUUACCUAUCAGUCCAAGUGAUAGACCCAGUGAUCUUCCAUCCACAAGGCCAACAGCUCGACCAACUAACCUUGCUUCCAAUAACCCAACCAUUGCCACCCAGUCUCCAACAUUGACGAGCAGCUUCAGCCCAACAUCCAGUCCCACCUUUGACAAUACCACCACCAUCUUUUAUGCCAUUGGCGAUGUCCCCUAUCGCAGUGUCGAAAAGGUGGAAUUGGCGCAACGAAUGAGGGAAUUGCCACAAGAUGGCGACUUUUUGAUUCAUGUGGGCGACUUUCGUUCGGCCGCCGAUCCAACCAUUCGAUGUAGUUUCAAGGAUUACUUGGACGUUCGAAGGAUUCUCUUGGAAUCCAAAAUUCCAGUCUUCAUUGUUCCGGGAGACAAUGAAUGGAACGAUUGUCCCAAUCCAAUUCAAGGCAUGUCGUACUGGGUGGAAGCCUUUAGUAGUUUUGAGAGAAAUUGGAAGCAUUCGUUGCAAGUGGAACGUCAUUCCAUUUGGCCCGAGAACUUUUUCUUUUCCCACAAGUCUUGUUUGUAUUUUGGACUAAACUUGGUGGGUGGGGCCAUUCACAUUUCCGACAGCAACAAGACAGAGUAUUCGACCCAAUUGAGAAUGCAAUUUGAGUGGGUGAAGUCGAAAAUUGACCAGCACAUUGUUGAUGUGAGCACCAGCAGCACCAGCGCCAAUAGUAGGAUUGUCAUAUUUGGGCACGCCUUUCCGGUGAGCACGCACGAUGCCUUUUUUGAUCCACUCCAGCAAUAUGUCAGGGAGACACUUUUGGACCAAGUUCCGAUAUUGUACUUGAAUGGCGACAAUCAUUACUAUGAGUUUGAACCCAACUACAGGGGUUUGAAAAGUGUGCAAAGGUUGCAAGUCGAUUGGGGUACGACCAAUCCACCACUGAAAGUGAUGUUAUCACCUCCAAUGAUGACGAUGGCGGGCUCCAAGAAUAUCCUCAAUGAUACUUUUUCUCAUGACCGAAUGCUUGGGGCAUGA